AAAAGUUUAAAACACUUACAUUUUCUCGCCUCAGACACUUUUUCAGAAGCCUUUUUUUCUGCGGCUAAAAGUUGUUGAAUUCCUUGGGUUUCACUUGCCAUUUUUACUGCAAAUUUACAGAAUACAAAAGGACCGGCAUUUCUUCGUGCUUGUCUCAACUCUAGUUAUGCAAAUGAGCCCGCCUCUUGCCCCGCCCCCUGUAUUUGAUUGGACGGUCCAAAAGCUGGGAAUUUACGGAAUAAUUUUCAGCAUUCUAGAUUUUAAUAAUCAUGCCAAGAAUACCAGAUAGGUGGCUUGACUAUGAAAAGAUGGGGCAAGUUAUAGAAGGAACUGACAUACUUGCUAUGAAGGUACCUUUAUAUGAAGGAAUAACCAGAAAUCUACCAAAAAAAGAACAUUUUAACUGGAAGAUAGCUGUAGACACAGCAGAAGAGAGAGGGCAUAGAAUUGGGACAGUUGUGGACUUGACAUAUUCCACAAGAUACUACCAACCACGUGAUUUUACCAACAACGGCAUCUCACACCACAAGAUAUUUGUCCCGGGGCAAAUUAUACCCCCUCCUAAAGUUGUUUCCGAUUUCACCUCAAUUAUGAGCAAGUUUGAAAAGAAUAAACAAAGCGAUAAUGAAGUUAUUGCCGUGCAUUGCACUCAUGGUUUAAACCGAACAGGGUACUUGAUAUGCCGGUAUCUUAUUGAAGAAAAGAAGUUCAAACCAAAAGAUGCAAUCGAGAAAUUUAACUCAGCGAGGGGACAUAAAAUUGAAAGGGAAAAUUACCUCAAGGAUUUGAUUUCAUUAGAAAAAGAGAAACCAGUGAAAACAGAACAAUCUCCACAAAAAACUAAAGACAAUCCACCAAAACCCAACAACAAUUCACAAAAACCCAAAGUUAGCAAAACUACAGAUGAAGUAGAUUUAAAAUUAAAACAUCAAAAUAAAUUAAAACACAAGCUCAGAAAACCAGACAGGGACGGUUAUUUUAGACACAAUGAACGCCAACAAAACUAUUACCACCACCAGCCUUAUCCCCAACAAUAUAAACAACAAUGGUAUCCUGAUUACCACCAAGAGCGAUUUAACCAAUAUAACCAUCAAGGCCAUAACAGGGGUGAAUCAUGGCGUAAAGAGCCUUUUAAUGCUUUCCACAAAAGUUUUCAACAGGCUCCACAUUAUUCUCAUCCCCAUGAAUCAGGCUAUAACAGGGGUGAAUCACGGCGUAAAGGGCCUUUUAAUGCUUUCCAAGAAAGUUUUCAACAGGCUCAACAUCAUUAUCCGCCAAACAGACAAUGGUCAAAUUAUUCAAACUGGAAUAGAGAAUAUACAGAUUAUUAACAAAUAUAUUUCAUGUGUAAGGUCAUACUUCGAGAUUUUUUUGUGUUGACCCUUUACCCCAUAAUAAAUUAUUAAAGACACAAAGUUGUUCUUGUUUUAUGCAAUACAAAUUAUUUUUUAACUGAUAUUAAAUGAACAAAAAAACGAUGCUAGCUUGUUUUUAAUUUUAGUACAUUGAUCAGCAUGCUUUUUGCUGUUUUAUAAUGCAAUAAAUUGUUUGAUUUUGGUUCAAGUUGCAAAAGUUGUUUGCUUUUCUGUUGUUUAUGGUAGGGUAGCAAGCUGCUACUGAGU
This is a messenger RNA of Ciona intestinalis (vase tunicate), 1622 nucleotides long. The record is from RefSeq and is a predicted model, not a curated record. Lineage: Eukaryota; Metazoa; Chordata; Ascidiacea; Phlebobranchia; Cionidae.